Molecule: messenger RNA, 711 nt
Organism: Saitoella complicata NRRL Y-17804
Lineage: Eukaryota; Fungi; Ascomycota; Saitoellomycetes; Saitoellales; Saitoellaceae
Exons: 1
Coding region: 1-711 (236 amino acids)
Source: RefSeq, a predicted model, not a curated record
AUGGAGAAUUACGUAAUGCAACACACCUCUACGUCCACAACAGCACAAGCACAAGCACAAGCACAAUCCAGCGCCAAACAGGAAAUCUACGAAAUCAUAACAGGGAGUGCCUCUCCACUCUCCGGCUCUGCCCCCGCUUCCCCCUUCCUCUCCGCCAGUGACACCCCCAUCCCAGAUCCAGCUGCAGCUGCAGCUGUAACGAGUCCACUCCGCAAGGAUUCCCUCGCAAACCGUUCCUUCGAGAAAAUCACCCCCUUCAGCGACGGACACCGCUCACCCCUCUCCUCACCCACCACAGAAAACGACGACGACGGAAGACAGCUAGCCACAAUCGUGGAAGCGAGUGCGUUCCAGAGAUACGUACUUGCGCCGUUGACGUUCAUCUCGUUUUUGUUGGGGUUGUUGUUGGUGGAUAAGAAGGAACAACGGCUGCGUGCGCGGGAACGGAGUUUGCGUGGGUCUGUCUCGUCCACGACGAGUCCCGGGUUGGGUCGCGCAGCAUCUGAUCCCAUCAAUGCGAGGAGGGUUAGGCGUGAGAGGACGGAGGAUCCGGAGGAUUAUGGGGGGACGUGGUGGUAUAGACAAGGCGCGCUCCUGAAAUUCGAGGUGGGCAAGGCCUUUGAGGUUGAGGCGCAGAUUGAGAGGGUUAUUGUGGGGUUGGUGGGGAUGGUCUUGUUGGUGGGAGGGUGUGUUUGGUUGUGGUGGAGGUGA